UGUUUGACGGUCAGUGUAGUACGAUUUGCCAACAUGAAUAUCGCGGGGUACCUUACACUGAUUGCCGUCGUCAUCAUCGACAAAACCGCGGCAGUCUCUCUUCUCACAGGCGGCAAUGUAAAUAACACUACUAACCAAAAUCUCGUCGGAGUGGAUAGUCAAACCUUGGACGUGUUCAGACAACUGCUAAAUCAAGAAACUAUCAUCAGAAUGAACUUGGUUAAAAAUGUCGACGCGUUGAUGAAAAACGUCGCUGUGGCCGAACAGAAAAUUUCAACAAUAGAAGCAUCCACUGAUCAAGAAAUAUCGGUACUGAAAAAGGAGGUCCAAGAAUUAAAACUUGAAAACCACGUGUUGAAAAAUAAGAGUAGAGUACAACGUAGGCGCCUCGCUAAUAUCACUGGUUACAUGAAUAAAACAGUAGACAGUCUGAAGGUCGAGCUGAAGGGCGCGCAGAUUGAACAACUGAAGAUAUCCUCCGCUGUGACCUCUCUGGAGAUGUUCCGAAUGAAUCUGAACAACAGUAAACUUGAUCUUCAAAAGAAAGUGGCCUUCACCGCGGGGGUGAAGUCUAGCAGUAUUACCUUGAAGAAUGGGACGUUAGUAUUUCCGGCUGUCAUUAACAACAUCGGGGGUGGAUACAAUCCCAGUACGGGUGUUUUCACGGCCCCUACAGAGGGACACUACGUCUUCUUCGUCACUGUUGUGGAAUAUCAGAAACAAAACAGUCAGGUUGACAUUGUUCUGAAUGGGUCGUCAAAGGUCAGAACCAUGGGACAUUCAGAUGCAGCUUACCAGACGGGAGCAAACAUGGUUGUCCUGCGGCUUCAGCAGGAAGACACGAUGUGGAUCAGAUAUCACCAUGGUAAAGGUUAUCUCAGCAAUAGUAUUCCCAUCACAACGUUUUCUGGCUUCCUCCUCUAACUUAAACAUACCAAGGUCAGAGGUCAGAUUGAAAUUCUUAUAGUGUAAUCCAAUACUUACAUGUAGAUACUACAUAGAUAAUCAACGUAAAUCAUAACUGAAACAUUACAGCGUUUAUGUCCAAAUAAACACCCCUACCCCGGCGCUUAUACUUGUUAAGCAAUAAUCAUUCUCGUGUUCCUAUGUGAUGAAAAUGAUCGUGUUUAUAUAUAACAAGCAUUCUUGUGGUGAUAUGAAAUAUUCCCUCUCGAAUUUACAUGUAAUAAACAUGAUCGUGUUCAUAUGCAAUAAUCUUACUCGACUUUAUAUGUUGUGUUGAUAUGCAAACACUGUAGGGUUUUCACGUAAUAAACAUCGUGUUUUAUAUUAUAAACAAAUGUGUUUUUAUAUGAAAUAAUCAUUCUCGAAUCUAAAAGUACUAUUUUUCUCGUGUAAAUGUAAUAACUAUUCCCGGGUUUAUGUGUAGUAAAAAAAAAUUUUUAUAUGUAAACAUUGUAUUGUGCUUUUGUGUAAUAUCAUUCUCGUGUUUAUAUAUGAUAAUCAUUCUAGUGUUUAAAUGUAAUAUUCACUUUUGUGUUUAUAUGUAAUAAUCAUGUUUGGGUUUAUAUGUAAUAAUCAUGUUUGGGUUUAUAUGCAAUACUCAUUCUAGUGUUUAUCUGUAAUAAUCAGUCUAGUGUUAUAUAUAAUAAAGAUUCAUUUUACACUCUCUCAUAAUUAUAA
Ostrea edulis (European flat oyster) is the source of this 1644-nucleotide messenger RNA. RefSeq lists its product as uncharacterized. NCBI's taxonomy places the organism in Eukaryota, Metazoa, Mollusca, Bivalvia, Ostreida, Ostreidae. The record is from RefSeq and is a predicted model, not a curated record. Bases 34 to 924 code for a protein of 296 amino acids. The transcript has 3 exons. Gene Ontology annotation, molecular function: protein binding.